AUGUUUCUUCUGGUGGUGACCUCCACCUACCUCUUUAUCUCAGCGGCCUCGACGUAUGCUAGCUGGCAAAGCGGUGUUUUCCCCGCCGAUGUAGGAAUGAAGAGACAAAUCGAGGCACAAACUAGUUUCCUUCAAGCUUCUGCUCUUCAAGAUAUCUUGCGGAGAGGGACACCGCUCCUAGGAACAAAUGAGGGCUGCCCACACAGUUCCCCAACCUGCGAUUGGAUGUCACGUUUCCCAGAUGAUACCCAACUCGUCCAUAUGAACUUUCCAGGAGUACACGACGCGGCUACAGGGAGUUACACCGAUGAGAUUCGAGAGGAUCUUCUGCGUUACACGGGGCCCAUCCCGCCUGCCAACGUGUACCGAUGCCAGGAGCGCUCGCUCUUCCAGAUGCUCAACGACGGAAUCCGGAUGUUCGACAUGCGCAUCGCCUACAACCCCGGUAACGACACGAUCGGCUUCUGGCAUUCCAGAGCCCUUCUCGCUCCUACAACAACACUUAACGACGUCCUCUACGGGUUCUACAGCUGGUUAGACCAACAUCCUACCGAAACCGUCCUCAUGUCAUUCAAGCACGAAGGAGGAACGGGGACACCAAAGGACGAGAAGCUUCAACGAAAGUUCUUGGACGCAUUCUCCAGAGCUACGGAUCAAGAUCCCGGCCCGUUGAAGAGAAGGUACUGGGUCCAGUCCCGAGGAGAACUGGGAACACUGGGGGAGGCGCGCGGCAAACUCAUCCUCCUCCAACGAUUCGACUACGACCUCUUGAACCCAACCCCACCCGACAAUCAGCUCAUUGGGAUCGACUUGGGACCAACGAAGUGGACGGACAACGGAAGGGACAUCGAAUUGGUCUAUAACGCUGAGACAGGCGCCACUGCUUUUAUCCAGGACUACUACUCAGUUACUCCCUUCCCCGCCUCACCUGACCCAGCUUCCAAGCUCGAUUCCUAUGUCAGCAGCAAAUUCGAGACAACAAUUGCUCACCUCGAACGAGCCGCAAACGAGCACUCAGACCAGUUGUUCAUCAACUUUGCGAGCGCCGCAUACCUGUCAGAUAGCGAUGGACCUAUCAUCCACCCGGUGGAAUACGCCUUGGGAAACUCGACCCUCGGCGUUUCAGGGAUGAAUCAGCGACUGCUGCCAUGGCUCCAAGAGCGCAGAGGCCGCCGGUUUGGAGUAAUCCUUUAUGAUUUCUAUGACGCAGUCCCAGGGUUGAUUGAAGCAACGAUAGGACUGGGAGCAUAG
This is a messenger RNA of Coprinopsis cinerea okayama7#130, 1251 nucleotides long. RefSeq lists its product as hypothetical. Bases 1 to 1251 code for a protein of 416 amino acids. The transcript is spliced from 7 exons. Gene Ontology annotation, biological process: lipid metabolic process. The record is from RefSeq and is a predicted model, not a curated record. Lineage: Eukaryota; Fungi; Basidiomycota; Agaricomycetes; Agaricales; Psathyrellaceae. Gene Ontology annotation, molecular function: phosphoric diester hydrolase activity.